AUGCCAAAAGACCCUAACGAUGAUACUAUUUGGAACAUGCCAAAAUAUACUAAUGAUGAUGCUAUUUGGAACAUGCCAGAGGAUCCUAAUGAUUAUAAUAUUUGGAAUAUGCCACAAGAACCUAAUGAUGAUCUAUGGGUAAAAAUCGAAGUUAAUAACCAAGGAAUAUCACAAACGAUGGAACCAGAUAUUUUCGAUCCUGAAUUUUCUUCAGAUCAAUCGGAUUAUUCUGAACAGACUUCUUUCGAUUCUCAACCUAUUGAAAAAUAUGCUAAUUAA
Racocetra fulgida is the source of this 279-nucleotide messenger RNA. The record is from the annotation of a GenBank genome assembly. Lineage: Eukaryota; Fungi; Glomeromycota; Glomeromycetes; Diversisporales; Gigasporaceae.